Messenger RNA from Xylaria bambusicola, 1515 nucleotides. RefSeq lists its product as uncharacterized. NCBI's taxonomy places the organism in Eukaryota, Fungi, Ascomycota, Sordariomycetes, Xylariales, Xylariaceae. The record is from RefSeq and is a predicted model, not a curated record. The transcript has a single exon. Bases 338 to 1288 code for a protein of 316 amino acids. Gene Ontology annotation, molecular function: acetyltransferase activity.
CAGGAAUCUUAGAUAUAUAUAUCAAGAAUGAUGAGAUGUUAUUUUAUGAAAAGAGUCCAAUGGUAGUAAAUGUUGGAGAUAUCUAGAAGAUGGCGUUGGAAGCCCGUAACUACUACUCCAACUCGUCCGGCGCCGGAGGUAACACGAUGUGACUGAGUCAACCGGCAAAAGCACGCAAUCAAGUCACCGCCAACCCAAAUUUGUAUUGUCAUAUACUCACGGUUGUUGGUGCUGCUGUUGUUUUACCCUCGUCACUGCCAUACCUAGGGAUACGUAGGAGAGCUACAAGUGUAGUCUUGUUGAGGAGCUGGUGAAUCCUAUAAGCCAAAAAAUCACAAUGGCGUCGUCUUCGGUAUAUACAAAGGAGCAGAUCGACCAAUUCCUGGACCACAUCCAGCUGCCCGAGAAAUACCGUCAUGCACCCCCAUCAUACGACCUCCUCAGGGCGCUGCACACCCACAUGCUGGCCGCCGCGCCCUACGAGAACCUGGCCAUACACUACAACCCGUCCCACGCCGUCGUGCUCGACCCCGAGCACCUGUUCCGGAAGAUCGUGCUGGACAAGCGGGGCCGCGGCGGCUACUGCAUGGAGAACGCCAUCCUGUACAACCACAUGCUCGUCGGCCUCGGCUUCGACUCCUACACCGUCGGCGUCCGGACGCGUCUGCGCGACGGCGGCGUUCCGAAGGGCGACUUCCCCGGGUGGGUGCACAUCGUGAGCAUCGUCGAGUUCGCCGACGGGUCCAGGUACCACGUCGACAUCGCCUUCGGCGGCGACUGCGCCACGCGGCCCCUGCCGCUCGUCGACGGCCUCGUGCACGCGAACAUCGGCGCGCAGGAGAUCCGCCUCGUGCGCGACUGGAUCCCCACGCAGCUGAAGCGCACCGAGGACUCCAAGCUCUGGAUCUACGAGUACCGCAACGGCGCCGACAAGCCGUGGAAUCCAUUCUACUGCUUCACGCUGGUGGAGUUCAUGCCGAAUGACUGGGAGGUGAUCAAUGUGUACGCUAGCACGAGCCCCAAGUCCUGGCAGACCAAGACCGUCAUCACCAUCAAGUUCCUCCGCCGUGCGCGCGCCGGCGGCGACAAAGACGAUGAGCAGGAGAUCUAUGGCAAGCGCAUGCUGGUGAACGACGUGGUCAAGGAGAAUCUCGGCGGUAGGACGGAAGUCAUAUAUGAAUGCAAGACGGAGGAAGAUCGGGUCGUGGCGUUAGAGAAGUAUUUCGACCUAAAGCUGACGGAGGAGGAGAAGAGCGCCAUCAAAGGUUGGAGAACUGCGCUGCCGUGAGUGAGCACAUGAUUGAUUGCAAUGCUGUCUUUACUUUUCCAAGCUUCUUCUUUCUCUUUCUUCCCUGAUUCUUGUCACGGUAGAGAAUAGAAUCUGUUAGAGGACUGGUGCUCGGAUGUAGCAUUAGAGAAUAACUAGAUAAUUCAAUGGCAGUAACUGCCCUAAGAUUUUAAGCUGCUGUUAAGCCAAGUGGUAAUUCUAGAACGAGGUCCACCCCAUUACAUACC